UACCCCAGAGCAGCAGUGCCACUGGGCCAGUCCCCCACGGGGCAGCAGUGCCACUAGGCCAGUCCCCCACGGGGCAGCAGUGCCACUUGGCCAGACCUACCCACGGGGCAGCAGUGCCACUGGCCAGUCCCCCACGGGGCAGCAGUGCCACUAGGCCAGUCCCCCACGGGGCAGCAGUGCCACUUGGCCAGACCUACCCACGGGGCAGCAGUGCCACUGGGCCAGUCCCCCACGGGGCAGCAGUGCCACUAGGCCAGUCCCCCACGGGGCAGCAGUGCCACUGGGCCAGACCUACCCACGGGGCAGCAGUGCCACUAGGCCAGUCCCCCACGGGCAGCAGUGCCACUAGGCCAGUCCCCCACGGGGCAGCAGUGCCACUGGGCCAGUCCCCCACGGGGCAGCAGUGCCACUGGGCCAGUCCCCCACGGGGCAGCAGUGCCACUGGGCCAGACCUACCCACGGGGCAGCAGUGCCACUGGGCCAGACCUACCCACGGGGCAGCAGUGCCACUGGGCCAGUCCCCCACGGGGCAGCAGUGCCACUGGGCCAGUCCCCCACGGGGCAGCAGUGCCACUGGGCCAGUCCCCCACGGGGCAGCAGUGCCACUGGGCCAGACCUACCCACGGGGCAGCAGUGCCACUGGGCCAGACCUACCCACGGGGCAGCAGUGCCACUGGGCCAGUCCCCCACGGGGCAGCAGUGCCACUGGGCCAGACCUACCCACGGGGCAGCAGUGCCACUGGGCCAGACCUACCCACAGUGCCAAGAGCGCCCCCUGCCCCCCAAACAUUUCCUAUGCCAGCCGCUGUGUAAAUUCAUUGACAAUUGCCGCGCCUUGCUGCCACACAUUCCAACUCCUCCCGACAGGAAUUCAUAAACUGACUUCAGACAUUCUGAAUGCCUCGGUGGAAGCGGGAAAUGUGGGG
This is a messenger RNA of Procambarus clarkii (red swamp crayfish), 926 nucleotides long. Lineage: Eukaryota; Metazoa; Arthropoda; Malacostraca; Decapoda; Cambaridae. The record is from RefSeq and is a predicted model, not a curated record.